CCCGGAUGAUGGGCCAGGAUGGUAGAUGAGCUUAAUAUUGAUGUUGUUUGUUAUAUGGUGCCUUAGUUAGUGUAUAAUGAUUUUUAAAAUUUCACCUUUCUGUUUGGUUUAUAGAGGUUUUAUUAUAUUGGAUCAUUGUUAGCUGUCCAGAAUUUGUAUGUAAGAUAGGUAUGUGGGAAAGCAUAUUCAUUUUCUAAAUAAAAUAAAACCAAUAAAAUCAGUGUGACUCGGAGACAAUAUUUUGAUAAAAUUAGUUUUCAUAAAAACAAUGAUUUUUUUUAGUUCUGGCUUUACAAAAAAAACAAUAUCUUAAUUUUUUACUUGGUUUUAAUUAAUAUAUUACGCUAUCCAGUUAUUUUGGUGUCUAAGCCACAGUUUAUGGUUUAAUAUGAUUGUGCAGCUAAUUGGGCAAAUUGUGGCUUAAUGCAGCGUGCAAAUACAGCCACUGAAAAAUAAGGAAUGAUAUAUGGGCUUAGAGAAAGAGACAGACAGAUCAAAUAGCUAUUACAUUGCUAGAUGGUAUUAUCAAAAGAAUGUGAUUAUAAGCAGUUCCUUUUGUGCUAAAGUACAGCAAUCUCCUGAAAAUACCAUCUAAUAAGUUUCUUGGAACUGUAACAAAAUUUCACCCUGAUCAUAAUUUUCAGAAAUUGAUUCUGAAUCAAAUGGAAAUAGCAGUGCCUUACGGUCAUUUAUAAAACGGUAUGAGAUGUUAUUUCCCAUCAGUUAAUUAUCACAAAUGUAUUAUUCAUAUGAACCUUCUACUAAGACUAGAAUCUUCUGGCCUUUCUUGAACUUAAUUGCCUUUCUUGUGUUCUCCAGAAUUUUGUGCUAAUCAAUCCCAGCCAGCAUAGUUAUCUCCGUUGGAAGAUGACAAAUAACUUUAAUCUAAUUUAUCUGACAAGUAAUCAAUGCAUCUGUAGGCUGAUAUAUCUAGAGGGAAUUCUGUAAUUGUAGUUGACAUAUUUAAGUACAGAUUUGUAAUCUAACAUUGCUUUAGUUUGCAGAAAGCGGUAGCAGUCCAAUAGUAUGAAACUAGAAAUAGUCGAUAAUGUUAUUUCUUAAUAUUAAUUUAUUAAUCUUUAGGUUGCACAGGAAUCUUCACUGUUGUUGAGAUUAAAAAAAAACAAAACUCUGAGCUCUGACGUGACUAGAAUCAGUGAAAUUCAAGUAAUAGCUUCAAAUUUACCCUAUACAAUUUCCUUCCUUUCAUUUCCCUUCUUCUUAGCUCCUUCUCAUUUUCAAGUGACUUGCAUACGCACAAACUUUCCAUAUGCAACUGCUGAGCUUGGGUGGGGGAGGUUGAGUGAAACAAAUUGCAACUUGCUUUGGGAUCCAUGUGACCGUAUUUCCUUCCGCAAAAACUAUAUUAAUCUGAUCUUAAGUGAGUGCAAACAGCUAAUUGUAUUAUCAUUAUCUUUUUGAGAAAUACUGUGAGAUAACAAGACAAGUGUUGGUACAGAAUGAACCUCCCAGAAUUGAAUACGUUGCUCCAAACGGUGAGUUAAUCCUGCAUAAUUUAUCUUAACUUUUCAUUUUACAUAGGGCUUUUCAAUAACAAUUAAAAACAACGUGCUACAUUAUGAUACAUUCUAAAGUAUAGAACUAUACUGCUAUCAUUUGCAGUCAGAAAAAAAGUCAGAUUGUGAUCAUGAUGAACAUUUCUCUAGUUGCUGUUAAUUAAUUCCUAAUAUCUACUCUACAAAUUAUGUAUUCUGUUUCAUGAUAAAUUUGUAUUUACUGAGAAUAAUCAUUGAUAUAUAUAAUUUUGUCAUAAAAAGUUGUUCUGUAGGUUAUUAGAUGGGUCCCUGAAUUGUUCUUGAGAAUCGAGAAAGUCAGAUUUAUUCUAAAGUGGGAUAUGUUGGCUUCUCUGAGUAAUUUAGAAGAAUCAAAUGUAGAAGAAUUAAUUGAGGAAGGCAGGACGCAUGGCAGUUAAAGUCUGAGGUAAAAACCUUGAGCCAGUCACUUACUUUCAACCCAACCUAUCUCACAUCAUUGGAUAGAAAAACAGAAAGAGGAAGCACAAUGAACAUUUCCUUGAACGCCUAAAUGAAAGAUGAGAAUAUAAUUCAAACAAACAAACAAACAAACACAAUAGCUAAGAAUGAAAGCAUUAAACAAGCAGGAUGGGAGUUUACUGGCAAUUAGUAGAAAGAAAAAGAGAAACCCAGCACCAGCCUAGAAAAAGGAUAGUUCGUAGCAUCUUGUGAAGACACAGGUGUCACUCUAACAAACUGAUGAUAUAUAAUUGGUCAUGCCCUUUGUAGAAGCCAUUUUGUGAAUGGAUAGGGUUUUUCAGGAGUCUUUUUAUGAAAAAAUGAUCACAUGUUCUCAACAUUUCAAUGUUCUGUAGCUGAAAAAGAUAGGAGAAAAAGAUAGCAGGCCAUCAUGUCAUGUCCAAGAAAUCAUGGUUGUGAAAACCUUAAUUUAACAUCAAGUAUGAUUGCAGUGAGUUCCUUCAGCCAAUGUUCAGUGUGACCUGAUUGUGUUCUUAUAAUUUUCCCACUUUAUGGCUAAAAAUAACUUAAGGAAUAGGGGAGCUUUGAUUCAGAAAUGGCAGAGAAAAAUUGUUUAUUUCCCCCCUGCCUCCUCCAGCAAACAAAGCUCUGUCUCUACAGAGAUCUUCCAAUGAAAAGAACAAAUUUAGUUUCAUUAUAAAUCUCUGGCACCACAUAUAUUUUGGUUAAAAAUGUCAUGCAGAGGCAGAUUUUUUAAAGCUAUUACUAGAAGUGUAUAUUCCACACUUUUACUUUCAGCAAAAAGAUUUUGCAAAUCUGUUUCAUCAAAAAUUAUAAUAACGUAAAAUAAGCAAGUACAGAUAGUCCCCAUCUUACAACCACAAUUGAGCCCCAAAUUUCACAGACAGUUGUUAAGUGAGUUUUGCUCCACUUUACAACCUUUUUGCUAUAGUUGUUAAGUGAAUCACUGCAGUUGUUAAGUUAAUAACACAGCUGUUAAGUGAAUCUAGCUUCCCCAUUGACUUCGCUUGUCAGAAGAUAUCAAAAGGUGAUCAUAUGAUCCUGGGAUACUGCAACCAUCAUAAAUACAUGCCAAUUGCCAAGCGUCCAGAUUUUAAUCAGUGACCAUCGGAAUGCUGCAAUGGUCGUAAGUGUGAAAAAUGGUCAUAAGUCCCAUUUUUUCAGUGCCAUUGUAAUUUCCAGCAGUUACUAAAUGAAUGGCUGUAAAUUGAGAACUACCUGUAUGUAGACCAGCCAUCCACAGAUAUAUAAACUUCAACACUCAGAAACAUGAGCAAUGAGUGACAGUGGCUACAGAGUUCUGGAAGUUAAAGUCCACCCAUAAGGACAUUGCCUAUAUUAGGGAAGUCUUAUGCCAAUCCAUAUUGAAAAGGAGAGACUCUUUCAAAUCGCCUUUAAUUUUUAAAACUCAUAAAGAGCUAGUUUGAUGUAGUGGUUAAGGAGCUUGAUUAGAAACCAGGAGACUGCAAAUUCUAAGGCACAGAAGCUACUGUGGUUGGGUGAUCUGGGGCAGUCACUGUCUCUUAGUCCAGGGUACCUUACUGGGUUGCCUUUGUGGGAAAAAUAGGAGGGAGCAUCAUGUAUGCUACUUUAAGUUCUACAAAAAAGAAGGGAUAUAAAUCAAAUAAAUGAAUAGAUCCUCACAUUUUACAUUAAAUGUCUUAUAUGUGUACCCCAAAUGUGAUUGCAAUCUGAAGCAGAAUUUUAGAGGUGUCUAUGGGAGCUUACAUCUAUUUUGCAAAGAAAAAAAAUAUUCACAAUGAAAACCUAAGAAAUAUCUGUAAGUAAACAGAUAUGAAUAUGAAUAUUCCUUUUGUCUGAAUAUAUUUUAACAAAGUUUGGAACUGAUGCUUUCUAAUGGGCAACCCAAAACUCUAUAAAUAAGAAAAGACAAUCCAAGUCUCCUAAUUUUAUUAUAUUAUUUUAAUUUCUCUCUCUUUGCAGGAGUCCUGUUGAAAUGGCAUUAAUUGCUGUGAUUAUCUCCGUAUGCAUAGCUUUUCUGGAUACAGGAUGGGCAACAAAACCCACAACCUAUCAUAGUAUUUGCAAACUAAAAAAGAGAAGUGCAGAUUGCAAUGGGAGGCGGCUGAGUUCUGUUCCAAAAGACUUGCCUGCUGGAAUAGAGGAACUCUUCCUGGAUGCCAACGUUCUACAAACUCUUUCAAAUGCAUCUUUCAUACAGUAUCAUGUCCUACAGAACCUCAGUCUGCAUGCAAAUGGGUUGGAACUCAUUGAACCUGGGGCAUUUCUUGGCAUUAGGAAUCUUAGUCUGCUAACUGUGUCAGACAAUUUCCUCUCCCUCAAUUAUUCUGUAACAGCAUCUGCUUUAUGGACUUUGACUUACCUGAGGAAACUGGACCUCUCUGGAAACCAGCUUACUGAGCUUAUGAUGGGCAAAUUGGUCCAGCAUUUGUCUUCUCUAGAAUCCUUGUCUUUAGCAAGGAAUGCCAUCUUGAGGUUAGAUGACUCUCACUUCAGAAACCUGCCCAAUCUGCAACGUCUGGAUUUACAGCAGAACUAUAUCUUUGAAAUUGAGGCUGGGGCGUUUGAAAACAUGCCAGCUCUGCAACAGCUUAAUCUGGCCUACAACAACAUACCUUGCAUUGUGCAAUUUGAUCUGAUCCAACUUCAGAUGUUAAAUGUUAGCAAUAAUCACAUUGAAUGGUUCUUGUCUGCAGAGAAUAAUGCUUCUUUUGAACUGGAAACACUAGAUCUUUCCUACAACCAGCUUCUGUUCUUCCCACUACUGCCCAAGUUAAAUAAAUUGCAGACUCUGCUGCUGACACACAACCACAUGAAUUUCUACGGCAAAUUUUUCAAUAAUUCAAACAGCUCAGUUCAGCUACUGUUCCUAGAUGGCAAUAUCAUUAACAUUACCACUCAAGAACUUUGGGAAGAAAACAAUCAUGGCAAUUUCUCUUCCUUAACAUUUCUGGAUAUGAGCUGGAAUGAGUUCUCUUAUUUUCCAGACUAUUUUUUUAAGGGGUUAAUUUCCCUUCUUUAUCUGAACCUCAGUCACAACUGCUUAAAGAUACUGAACAUAGAGGACAGGGAAAUGCUAAAUACUCUCAUUGAUUUGGAUCUCAGCCACAACCUGCUUUCAAAGCUACAGAUGAAUUUGGGUUCUGAAGGCAGCUUAACCAACCUCAGAAAGUUUAAUCUUAGCACCAACAAUCUACAUGGCUUGCCACAUCAAUUCUUUAUCCAUGUAAGAAAAAUCACUACAAUUGACAUCAGUAAAAACCCAAUCCACAUCUGUUAUCCAUAUAGUGCUACAAGCCCUGAUUGUGUAACUUUUACUUAUGCUAAUUCUUUAAGGAACCUUUUAUUGUCUGGCUGUAACCUAAGCAUGUUGUCCUGCCAUUUCUUUAAGGGAACUUCCCUCACAUAUUUAGACCUUUCUAAUAAUCCUAGGUUGCUUAUUAGUGGCUUGGGAACUUUGAAAGAUAUCACUUCAUCCAUACAGGUACUCUAUCUUAGAAAUACUGGCCUCUCUGCUGCAGGCACAAAGAUGGACUUUUCUGCAUUUCAGAAACUGGUAAAUUUGGAUCUGUCUGGAAACAGUUUGGCAUACUUCCCAGAAUCCUUAAUAUACCUUAAACUUUAUACUCUAGAUCUCAGGAUGAAUUUCUACCAUAGCCUACCUCAAUACUUCAUGGAAAAGCAACUUGGAAAGAGUUUGCGUGUGAUCUACCUCAGUGAGAAUCCUUAUGACUGCUGCAAAAUGGGUUGGUGGGAUACUCUGCAAAGCCAUGGAACCCUACGCAUUGGAGACAUGACUGACAUCACUUGUAAUUACUCCUCCAGAUUCAUCAGUGCAACAAAUAUACCUGAAUCAGUUCACCAUGACUGUAGGUGGCUAACAACGAAUAUGGCUUUGUUGUAUCUGGUGCUUAUUCUUCCCACCUGUUUGACCCUGCUGUUUACUUUUAUCAUUGUCUUUUUAAUUUACAAGGAAAAAAUUCUUCAGAUGCUAAAGAGCAGACAUAAGAAGCCCAGCCCAUACUGAAAUUUGGUGGCAGAAAGAAGCAAUCUAAUCUAAUAGCACUUAAUAAUAUGCUUAGAAAGCUACAUUUGCAGUCACAGAUUUAGUUAUAAUAAGCCGUAACUUGUAGUAAUGGUUUACAUGUCUAAAAAUGACCAAAUUUUAUAUCUAAGCACAUAAUUGGCAGACAGUAAAAACUAUAAAAUUGUAGUAUGGGUUAAAUUAAUACUAGGAAGAAAAGUCUUUAUGGUCAAAAGUAAUGUAUAUAAGAGAUUUAUAUUGUGAAUAAGUCACAAUUUUUGAAUAAAUCCAAUUCUACAGCUUCUUGGGCAAAUUUUGGAACUUUACAAUACUCUAAUCUUCUUCAGAUGUUGUGGCCAAGUUUUAUUCUUUGGUUGUUUAUAAAUUUAUAAAUAAAUUUUUGAAAAAUUA
Molecule: messenger RNA, 6393 nt
Organism: Pantherophis guttatus
Lineage: Eukaryota; Metazoa; Chordata; Lepidosauria; Squamata; Colubridae
Source: RefSeq, a predicted model, not a curated record